UUUUUCAGAAUUUUUAAGACAUUUUGUUUUUAUAGUUCCAAGGAGGUCAAAUGGCUCAACAAGGAGCAACAAAGGCGGCAUCGACGAAGAGCCCGGAGGGGUCCGUUAGGAUCACGGUUCCCCCUCUAUCGUCAUCUUCCUCCUCACCGAAAAAUCAAGAAAAAUGCAUCGUUGGCGGAUGCGGCGUCCAAUCUAGUACCUUGAAACGAGUUUUCAAUCAGAACAACGCGAACUUCGGACGAAGCACGGUUCCGUCGCGGCUCAUGUACUAUCGCAAUGGUUCGUGGAUGAAUUUCUCGGCCGAUGUUGUAGAAACACUGAAAACCUGUUUCGUGGAGCGGAAACCAAUUACCGAAGCAUCGGUCGACGGAGCAAAGUAUAUUUUUGAUUUCAAGAAAAUGAUUCAGACUGAUUACCUGACAGGAAAUUGCAGGUCAAUUUCUUGGACCGAUGAAAAUGACGAGUGCUUUUUUCCUAAAGAGGUUUUCAGCGAAGAAGACUUUAUGGAAUCCGAAUAUGAAAACGAAAAGGAUGAUAAUAUUAUCUGCAAUUACAAAACUAAGAAUAAUAAUCGCUAUCCUAAGAUUGAGAUUGAAAUUAAGAUUGAUCCAAGUUCAUCGAAGAGAAAGCGAGAGGAGGAGGCUGAAGUGAGUUGCACUAACAAAGCCGCGGGAGGAGCUCCUAAACAUCCUCUUUUGGAGGGAGGAGCUCCUAAAUGGCCUAAUACGAAGCUGUUGAGUGAAGUAAUGAGAGAUUAUUUGCUUGUUAAGGAUCAUUUCUUGAACGGAAUAAGGAAAGUUGAUGCUGGGGUUAGGCUUACUUCAAUUCAUCAGUAUAAGGGGGAAGGGCAUUUUGCUAAGGCUCGGCUCGAGGUUUUUCAGAAGCAGAUUGAGAUUACUAGGGCUGCAAGAGGCACUACAAAUAUGGUUUUUGCAUGGUAUGGAGUGUCUGCCAAGGUUGUGGAUAGUAUUUUGGUUCAUGGGUUUGGAUUCCUUAGUAGGGUUCCCUUGACUGAUCUUUAUGGGAUUGGCGUUUAUUUGUCUCCGUUUGGGCUGCCACACUUGAGUGCAAGGCUGGCAGAUUCUGAUGAUAAUGGUGUAAAACAUCUUAUUCUGUGCCGGGUUAUAUUGGGGAAUGUUGAGAAAGUGGAAGCUGGAUCUAAACAGUGUCAUCCAUCUAGUGUUGAUUUCGACACUGGUUCUGAUGAUCCUAAGAACCCAAAGUGGUAUGUGGUAUGGUCAACUAACGCUACCAUGCGUGUUCUUCCUGAGUUUGUUGUGAGUUUCAGUCCUUCUGGUAACAUGCAAGGUCAACCAGGGCAACUAAUAGCUGUGGGAGCAUUGCUUUCAAAACUUAAUCGCUCUCUUCCACCUGCCAAACUCCAGGAAAUAUCGAUUUCAUUUAACGCAUACAAGGCUGGAAUGAUGACCAAAAAAGAUUUUUCAAGGAGGUUACAACUGGUUGCUGGGGAAAAGGCUCUGAAAUGUGCUAUUGAGGAAAUUAAUGCUUCUGGAUGA
Messenger RNA from Durio zibethinus, 1517 nucleotides. Its product is annotated as putative inactive poly [ADP-ribose] polymerase SRO3. Gene Ontology annotation, molecular function: NAD+ poly-ADP-ribosyltransferase activity. NCBI's taxonomy places the organism in Eukaryota, Viridiplantae, Streptophyta, Magnoliopsida, Malvales, Malvaceae. The record is from RefSeq and is a predicted model, not a curated record.